Caenorhabditis briggsae is the source of this 1011-nucleotide messenger RNA. The coding region runs from base 1 to 1011 and encodes 336 amino acids. Gene Ontology annotation, cellular component: membrane. Gene Ontology annotation, biological process: sensory perception of chemical stimulus. The record is from RefSeq and is a predicted model, not a curated record. The transcript is spliced from 3 exons. Gene Ontology annotation, molecular function: transmembrane signaling receptor activity. Lineage: Eukaryota; Metazoa; Nematoda; Chromadorea; Rhabditida; Rhabditidae.
AUGUCCGAAAACAAUGCGACGGCUCUUCCGUUUGCACCGGGUUUCAGUUGUGAUUUGAGUUAUUCUGGAAUUUUCGAAAAUGUGAAAUAUUUAUUACAAUGUGCUUAUAUGGUACCUCCUGCUAUUCUAUACGCACGGAUACUGUAUGUAAUUUGGGUGAAAAAUCGAAAAAUUUAUAUUCAACAUCAGUUUUUUGUGAUUUAUUCAAUGGAUAGUGUGGUGGGUCUCCUACUUCUUCUCCUUGACAUUUUCAUCACUAGAUUUUACGUAUAUAUUCCUCAAUUUUGUGAAUCUAGCUCCAAAUUCUUCCUGUCCCACCCUAUUUUAAUGGAUAUUUAUUAUCCAUUUCUUAAUUACCUUCAUUGUUGUCAACCAUUAAUUCAAAUAUUUCUGACCCUAAAUCGAAUGUCUUCAGUCGUUUGGCCAGUUGAUCAUAACAAAAUUUGGAGAAAAAAUCUGUCAUUUAUUAUCAUAUUCAUCCUAAUCACCCCCUUUUUAUUUAUCUGGAAUACUGUAAUUUCUCCAAAAAUUCUGAUUUUCUAUUUUGGCGGAUUUUACAUAAACUACCAGAAGCUAGUUCCGUGGGCUGGAAUGUCUCUAUUUCUGAUGAUUCUUCGAUCGAUAGCAGUUGGGAUUACUGUAGUUUCUACAGUAAUCACAUUUUGGAAAAUGACAAAAAUGAGGAAUCGAUUGAAGAAAUCAGAGAAGACGUUGUGUUUUGCAUGUGCCGGAACUUCGAUUUGUUUUUUUAUUCCAGCGAUUUUUGAAGCUUUUAAAGCGCUGAAUUCUUUUUGGGCAAAACAUUGGAUGGCGUAUUUAUUACAACCAUUUGCAUGGGAUGUUUUGAAUGUUGGCUCUCCUUUGGUCCUAAUUUUUGCUAGCAAUCAACUCCGUGGACAUGUUUUUGGAUUGAAAUGUUCGGAAAAACGGAACUCGACAAAGUCGAAUUCAAUUUUUCUGACUUCAAAUUCUUUGACGACGAGUCACAGAAUUUCGAAUUUCAAGAAAUAA